AAAUCUUUCUUCCACUUUCCUGUCCCUUCUAACUUUGGUUCUUAACACAACUCAAAUUAUCAAUCAAAUCAUUAAUUUAUCCCAAUUUCAGAUUUCAGGCAAUCUUUGUUCUAAUGGCCGCAAUCAAUGUCUCUCCACUCUUCACCUCCUCUUCUUCACUUCGCACUUUCUCUUCUUAUGCUCCCCAAAAUACCCCUACCCUUUCCUUAUACUCACGCUUCGCCCCUUCCCUGUCUUUCCCUUCCUUUUCUCUGAGACCUCCCAUUUCCACAAAAACUCGCUCUUUAAUAAUCGCUUCUGCUGUCAAGAACCUCUCGGAGGUCGAACCCAUUCCCGUCCCGGCCACUCCCGAGGAAUUUGCCGCUAAGUUCCCUUCGGAUGCUGGAGUCUACGCCGUUUUUGAUCAAAAUGACGAACUUCAAUUUAUAGGCAUCUCGCGUAAUAUUGCUAGCAGCCUUUUUUCUCAUAAAACUUCAGUGCCGGAGCUUUGCUGCUCCGUUAAGGUUGGUGUAGUCAAUGAAGCUGAUAGAACAGCUUUAACUCAAGCUUGGAAGUCAUGGAUGGAAGAGCAUAUAGAAGCCACUGGAAAGGUCCCGCCAGGCAAUGAAUCGGGAAACACCACUUGGGUCCGGCAGCCUCCAAAAAAGAAGGCAGAUCUCCGACUUACUCCCGGUCGUCAUGUCCAAUUGACAGUUCCACUUGAGGAACUCAUCGAUAAGUUGGUGAAGCAGAACAAGGUGGUGGCCUUUAUUAAGGGGUCAAGAAGUGCCCCGAUGUGCGGAUUCUCGCAGAGAGUAAUAGCCAUUCUGGAAAACCAAGGAGUGGAUUAUGAGAGUGUAGAUGUGCUGGAUGAAGAGUAUAAUUGUGGAUUAAGGGAGACACUGAAGCAAUAUAGUAACUGGCCCACAUUCCCUCAAGUUUUUGUGAAUGGAGAGCUGGUUGGAGGGUGUGAUAUAUUGACCUCAAUGUACGAGAAGGGUGAGCUUGCUGGUUUGCUCAAAAACUAGUGGCUUUGAGUUUUGCUUUUAGCAGUUAGCCAUAGAGAGAGCAUGGAAAGAAAAGAAAUGAGAUUGUAAGACGGUGUAUUAUAUUGUUAUGCCUUUCAUAGGUUGUGGAUCAUAAUUGCAUUUUAUGGUAACAAUCUCUGGAUAAGCAUCUCAGGUAAACUCUUCCUUUUUAUUUAGGCACGGCAGACUUGCUUUUUAUUUAUCUCAAUUAGAGGGGAAAGGAAAGGAAGUGUCUUAAGAUGUGAAA
Molecule: messenger RNA, 1254 nt
Organism: Gossypium raimondii (Peruvian cotton)
Lineage: Eukaryota; Viridiplantae; Streptophyta; Magnoliopsida; Malvales; Malvaceae
Product: bifunctional monothiol glutaredoxin-S16, chloroplastic
Exons: 2
Coding region: 114-1007 (297 amino acids)
Source: RefSeq, a predicted model, not a curated record